Messenger RNA from Uloborus diversus, 594 nucleotides. Its product is annotated as chromatin complexes subunit BAP18-like. The transcript has a single exon. The record is from RefSeq and is a predicted model, not a curated record. Gene Ontology annotation, cellular component: MLL1 complex; NURF complex. Bases 63 to 539 code for a protein of 158 amino acids. NCBI's taxonomy places the organism in Eukaryota, Metazoa, Arthropoda, Arachnida, Araneae, Uloboridae.
GAAUCUUGUUGACAGUUUUCAAUUUUUUUUAGUAGGUUUUAUUACCAAUUUUAAAAAAUAAAAUGACCCAAGCGAUUCGGCAAACAUCUCAUGUCGUUGCUGAAAUCUUCACAGACGUUGGGGCUGCAUUUACACGCCUUGGAGAGCUAGAAAUGUUAUUGAAUCCUGACGUUGAUUCUUCGUACCGCGACAAGGUAUCUGAGAACGACAUCCAAAUGCUCAGGGAUGCUGUCAAAAAAUUCACCGAUGAUAUUGACAACAUCUGUCAACGAAUUAAAGAGCGAACUCUGCUACAAAUCCGAAAUAGCAUGAAGAGGCAUGCUUACGAAGAAGCCGGUUUACCGCUUCGAAAGCAGCAGAUAAUUUCUACGCCGAAACCUGCCAUGGACAAAAGCAGAACUAGCUCAGUCAUAUCGCAGUCAACAGCUAAAUCAGCGGACAUUACCCUGAAUAUGUUAAAUGCCACAGAACAAGAAGUAGACGUCGAAGGUUUAACCACAUCCGAUAAACUUGAUUAUGACAGUGCUGAUGGACCAUAAACAUUUGAAUAUGUCAUAUUUUAAAACACUUCUCUUUAUUAUGUGUUAUGUUAAA